Messenger RNA from Solea senegalensis (Senegalese sole), 1156 nucleotides. It is a transcript of the gene noto, whose product is annotated as notochord homeobox. Gene Ontology annotation, molecular function: DNA binding; DNA-binding transcription factor activity, RNA polymerase II-specific. The record is from RefSeq and is a predicted model, not a curated record. Lineage: Eukaryota; Metazoa; Chordata; Actinopteri; Pleuronectiformes; Soleidae. Bases 74 to 1009 code for a protein of 311 amino acids. Gene Ontology annotation, biological process: neuron differentiation; regulation of DNA-templated transcription; central nervous system development. The transcript has 3 exons.
AUUCAAAGGGUUAUAGGAUGUUUGACAAUCCCAGCUUGUAUUACUCCACCAAUUAAUUGGAUACGUUUUCGGGAUGUUCGCUUCUCUCAUGUGCUACUUAGAAAGACAAAGGAGCCGCGGGGGGGCUGUUGACACCUCCGCGUCCACGGGGGAGUAUAAAAGAGGAGGAGACACCGGGGAGGACAAGUCACUUUCUCACUGCGCUCGGAGCGACAACUUGUUUCCCCUCUCGUGUCCAGAACUUCACUCCACAAUGCAGGUGCCGAGCAGAGCCUUUGGAUUCCCCAUGCGUAAUUACGCGCCGCUCUAUCCGCAGCACCAAGGAUACCAGCGCGCAUCACCCACGAAGCCUCCCAGUGGGAAAUCUUUCACCAUCGACGCUUUGCUCGCCAAACCGGAGGAAGCGAGCUGCGACAGAGCGAGUCCCACUCACUACCAGACCGCGGCUCCACUCGUGCCUCUGAGUGGACACUUGCCGGUGACCGCGGCUCCUUACAUGUACUCUCCAAACAUGCUGCACUCCGCUGUGCACGCGCAGCCCAGUGGAUACUCUGUCUACUGCUGCCCGCCCUUCAACUACCAGGCAACGUGCCGCGGAGCUUUUUACGCACAAGCCUCCAUGUCUAAGGUGAACGCCGGUUUGCACUCGUUCAAGUCCAAAAGUGGCAAGUCCAAACGCAUGCGCACCAGCUUCACCAGCGAGCAGCUGUCCCGGCUGGAGAAGGAGUUCGCGCGGCAGCAGUACAUGGUCGGAUCCGAGAGGUUCCUGCUGGCUUCCGCCCUGCAGCUCACUGAGGCUCAAGUCAAAGUCUGGUUCCAGAACCGACGCAUCAAGUGGCGCAAACAGAGUCUGGAGCAGCAACAGGCCAAACUGGCCAAACUGGGACUGGCUCCUCCGCCCAAGAGCCCCGGGUCCCAGGGCCACGGGGACGAGGGCGACGAGGACGAGGAGUUCUCCGACUCGGACGUGGACAUCGACGUGUCGGACGACUGCACCGACCACUGCUGACAGAAGACACCAAAGACUCUGUACAUACACGGCCGAGGACUGUGUGAUUAUUUAAUAGAUGUAUAGCUAUAUAUUUAAUUUUUCUACUUUUUUAUUAUUGCUCUUUGAUGAGUCCCAUGUUUGUAUAUUUGGAUGAAAUAUUCAGAA